UGCUCUUACGUUCGAUGAAGUUGUUGGUCAUAGGCCGGGCCAACAAAUCACACGGCCCACAGGCCUAUUUCCGCCCGUUUCUCUUCUAGGGUUAGGUCAAGACCUCCCCGACCUCGAGCCUCCCAGUAUUAAUAGAGGCCAUGCGGCCGCCGCCGUCCGCAUCACCAUCACCACCUAUCGUCGGAGAACCACAGAAUCCACCGCAUCGCAGAGACGAGUAGAGGUUAGAUUUAGGCUGAGGUAAGAUGGUGUGCAUCCGGCAGGCGACCAUCGAAGACCUGCUGGCGAUGCAGGCGUGCAACCUGAUGUGCCUGCCGGAGAACUACCAGAUGAAGUACUACUUCUACCACAUGCUCUCGUGGCCGCAGCUCCUCUUCGUCGCCGAGGACUACGGAGGCAGCAUCGUCGGCUACGUGCUCGCCAAGAUGGAGGAGGACCCCUCCGAGCCCUGCCACGGCCACAUCACCUCCCUCGCGGUCCUCCGCUCCCACCGCAAGCUCGGGCUCGCCACUAAGCUCAUGUCCGCCGCGCAGGCCGCCAUGGACCAGGUCUUCGGCGCUGAGUACGUGUCACUCCACGUCCGCCGAUCCAACCGCGCUGCCUUCAACCUCUACACCUCUACCCUCGGGUACCAGAUCCAGGACAUCGAGGCCAAGUACUAUGCCGAUGGGGAGGACGCGUUCGACAUGCGCAAGCUGCUCCGGCAGCCACAGCCCAAGAAGCACCACCACCACCACCAUCACGGCCCCGGUGGGUGCUGCUCCCACGACGCACCAGUUGCGGCGACUGGUUCUUCUCCCCAGUCUUCUGGUUCACCCGAUAAGAAGGCUAUCACUUGAUGUAGGACAACUCCAAGUCGCUGCUCUCCAGGGAGAACCUACUUGGAGUCCUACAAUCAAAUGAGAUCUGAGGCAUUUUCUGAUAUGUAUUUUUUGCGUGCACUGUAGUUCUUGUUUAAAUUUUCGCUGAUGUUAUGUUCAGCUCUUUCUUAUCUUUCACUGUUACAUUUGAAAGAUUGUGAAACUUGGACGCCUUCAAUUUUCACCAUCACAGUAGCCAAUGACGAGUUGUCCCAACAUGUGAGGUGUAGGUAACUCCAAGCCCUGUUUCAGGGAGAACCUACUUGGGGUCCUACAUUCAAAUGAGAUACCUGGGCAUUUACUGAUGUUUAUAAAUAAGGCCUAAUGUUUUGUCUUGGUUUGUUGCAUGCAUUAUUCUGUUUGAGAAUUGUUCUUUGAUGACUGAUUUAGUAUGCUUAGGUAGCUGUGUGUUAUUGUUCAUGUAAUGAUUAUUUGUUGUUGAGAUGUUUAUGCCUUUUCUUGUGUCUAGUGUUUUAUCAGCAAAACAAAUUACUUUGUGGCACUGCCAGUGAUGAUUUGUCUGCAAAAUGGAUGUCCUGUGGACUCAAGUCCCCUGUUUCAGGGAGAACCUACUCGAGGAAACAUGGUACAUAAUAUGACAUCAUCUGAUUAAACUGAGGCAUUACAGAAGAACCUUAUUUCCUUGUCAGUUUUUGCUUCGUGCUCUUUCCUUGUAUUCUGAAAGUUUUUCUGCUUGGUCAUAAAGAAUCGUAAAGCUUGGUUGAUGUCAUAUAACGAUCCAAGCAGUUGUCUUUCAGUGAUGUUUCUGUCUGCAAAAUGGAUGUGCUAUGUAUCCAAGUCCCUGUUUUAGGCAGAACCUACUUGGAGAAACAGCAUCGAAUGUGACAUGAAUACAGAGACUGAGAUUGUAGUGCUGCUUUAUUGUUAUGUUCUAUUUCUCUCUUUCAGUUGAAGUUUCGUGGAAUCGUAGUUAUUUUUUGUCUUGACUAUGCAUCGUGCAAUUUAAAUAUUGAUUGAUGAACCUGGAAUUCAUUUUUUUGUGCACCUAACUAGCUUCUGAACCUUGCAGACUCGUAUCUACAGAGAGGAAUCACCAAGCCAAUUGUACUCAUCUUUCCUCUCACUGGGUAUACAAUAUAGUAGUUGUAGCGGUCUUUCCGUAGUAGAACGGAGAAAGACCUGUGCAGUGAGUAUUUGUGUACUUGGCCGAUGGCUCGAAUCGUCUGACCUAAUCAGCGAGAAUGGCAACCAAAUAUGCUUCGUACUUGAAACCUGUGUUGUUUUUAGACAUGUGCGAAUUUUCACAGUUCAUUUGAUUGGUGAUGCCUGACAAUUUGGUCAGAUCUGAUACCGCGGAAUAUAUAAUGCAAGUUUGAAACCUGUAAUGCAAUUGUUUUGUUA
Messenger RNA from Zea mays, 2222 nucleotides. RefSeq lists its product as uncharacterized. The transcript has 2 exons. Bases 246 to 839 code for a protein of 197 amino acids. Gene Ontology annotation, cellular component: NatA complex. Gene Ontology annotation, molecular function: protein N-terminal-serine acetyltransferase activity; protein-N-terminal-glutamate acetyltransferase activity. Gene Ontology annotation, biological process: N-terminal protein amino acid acetylation. The record is from RefSeq and is a predicted model, not a curated record. Lineage: Eukaryota; Viridiplantae; Streptophyta; Magnoliopsida; Poales; Poaceae.